Messenger RNA from Cuculus canorus (common cuckoo), 3048 nucleotides. RefSeq names its product F-box protein 33 (gene FBXO33). Lineage: Eukaryota; Metazoa; Chordata; Aves; Cuculiformes; Cuculidae. The transcript has 4 exons. Gene Ontology annotation, molecular function: protein binding. The coding region runs from base 1 to 1593 and encodes 530 amino acids. Gene Ontology annotation, cellular component: SCF ubiquitin ligase complex. Gene Ontology annotation, biological process: SCF-dependent proteasomal ubiquitin-dependent protein catabolic process; positive regulation of protein ubiquitination. The record is from RefSeq and is a predicted model, not a curated record.
AUGUUGUUGUUUUUGUCGCAGGAGCCGGAGGCGAGGCCGGGGCCGCAGCCGCCUGUGGCCGCCGCAGCAGCAGCAGCGGGGCUGGGGCCGCCGGCAGGCAUGUCGGUGUGCAGGGAGGCGGUGGGCGCCGGCUCCCUGCCCAGCGAGCUGGUGGUGCACAUCUUCUCGUUCCUGGCGGGCCCCGACCGGCUGCGGGCCUCGGCCGCCUGCUCGCACUGGCGGGAGUGCCUCUUCUACCCGGCGCUCUGGCCGCGCCUCCGCCUCAGCCUCCGCGUCUCGCCGGCCGAGCGCCCUCGCCUCGAGUUCCUGAUGCGCAAGUGCGGCUGGUUCGUUCGCGAGCUCCGCGUGCAGUUCGCCGCCGAUAACUACCCCAGCGGCGGCGGCGCCGCGGCGGCGGCGGCGGGCGAGGGUGCGGCGGCGGCGGGCGGCGGGGAGGCGCCCCCGCUCUGCCCGCGCUGGCUCGACCUGCUGAGGACCUACCUGGAGCUGCUGCUCUGCGUCCUCACCAGUGUCCGCAACAACAGGAACCUCCAGAAGUUAAGUCUCUUUGGGGAUAUAAGCAUUCUGCAGCAAAAUGGAAGUGUAUCGAACACAUACCUCGGCAAGGUUGACCCUGAUGGCAAGAAGAUUAAGCAAAUCCAACAGCUGUUUGAAGAGAUAUUAGGCAAUAGCAGGCAAUUGAAAUGGCUGUCUUGUGGGUUUAUGCUGCAAAUAGUAACUCCCACAUCAUUGUCCUCCUUAUCAAACCCCAUAGCCAACACCAUGGAACAUCUGAGCUUAUUGGACAACCACAUCCCUGGUAAUACCACUCUUAUCACUGCGGUUGAAUUGGAGCGCUUUGUGAAUCUGCGUUCGCUUGCUUUGGAUUUCUGUGAUUUUACAGCUGAAAUGGCAAGAGUCCUGGCUGACAGCAACCAUGUGCCUUUGCAUCGACUGUCUCUCCUGGUCCACAGUGUUUCCAUAAUGCACAAGUCAUUGGACAGUAUGCCAGAAGAUGAGAAUUGGAAGGCGCUGACUCGCAACAGCACUAAUCUUCGGGUCUACAUAAUGGCUUUUGAUGUCAAGAGCGAUGAUAUGCUAAGGAUUCUUAAGCCCAGUAUUCCCCUAGAGAGGAUUCACUUUGACAGCUACAUCACUUGUGUUUCAGGGGCUGUUGUUGACCUCAUAUCCAGGCAGUAUGACAAGUUCCUCACUCAUUUUAUACUGAUGAAUGAUGUGAUAGAUAUGUCUGGCUUCCCAGAUCUUAGUGACAACCGGAAUGAAGAUCCACUUGUCUUAUUAGCCUGGAGGUGCACAAGAUUGUCUCUCCUAGCUGUUCAUGGUUACACAGUUUGGGCUCAUAAUCUUAUUGCAAUCGCUCGUCUUCGUGGCUCUGACCUGAAAGUUCUUGAAGUCACAGAAGAAAGCAUUGAUUUCGACCAAGGAGAACUGGCUGAUCAGGAUGUGGACCCGGUACACAAUCUCAUUGAGCAAGUAUCUCUUGGAUUGGGUCGACCUUGGCACGCAGUCAUGGACAUAGAGCUGCUCAGUGUCUUCACUGAGCCAACCCGUCACUUUUACAGAGAGAUGCAAAGCUUCAGUGAAGGCAUUUAGCUCCUUACUUACAAUUCCUGUGGUUACAUAUGCAAGUAGGGUCCUAUUAUGUUUUUGGUUUUUUUUGUUUGUUUUUUUUUUUCAGUAGCGUGAAUUAACCCUUUUUGUGCUGUGUUUAAUCAGUGUUAGCUAUAUAGGAUUAUAUAUGUGUAUUCUACUUCUUGAUCAAAGAACGUAGUCGGGUAUUGGUUUAGAAGCUGAAAGUGGCAUUGUUUAGGGUUUUCACGGUUAAUGGACUUGUCUACCAAACCUUGCAGAGAUACAGCCCGAAGGCUGUCUGAGGUUGCCGGCUAACUUUACUUUUAUUGAGUUAUAACUGCAUUUUGAACGAUUUUACUAUUAUAUCGGAGUUCUGUGCUCAGGAGCCAACUCUUUUUAAUACCCAUAUCCAUACCCUAGUGGGUUUCUGUGCUGUUAUUGUGUGCUUAAUCCGGUAGCAUGCUCCUUAACAGGCUUAAAGGAAGAGGAGUCUAUCCAGGGCUGUCCAUUGUAAGACUCUCACCUUGCUUUAUUUCACGUGCAGAUUCCGAAGCAUGGCUUAGGACCGUUCUCAGCUUUCCCUAGCUGAUAAGCGGCAGUGUGAAACAUUAGCUUUUCAGGUACCUGCACUUACAGAUUCACUCCAUAACCUGCAGUCUUUUUGAAUUUGUUGCAAAUUCCUCAUUUAUUCUCAUGUUCUAUCAUCUUCCUUAAAAGUUAGCUUUGGGCCAAAGUUUAAAAGAAAACAAGAAUGUGCACUCCGAUGGGGUAAAAAAUGUAAGCGAAGACUUUAAUACAAAGGUGUACACCUGCAAACAAACAUUAGUCGUGAAAUCCCUAGCAACUAAGUCACUGGAUUUUCUCUGUCAGCGCCUGUGUCAGCUGCCAAAGAAUAGAUUAAAAACGAAGAAGUGCCCACAUGCUGGCAGGGGCAGGCCAACUUUUGGCCAGCCAGAUACUGCUAGAUUGUAAUAUAUAAGGUCGAAUUUCGACCUGUGGUACACAGCUGUGCUGUGGCUCAGUCAGCAACCUCAGAACUCUUAACAAACAUGCACCUGUUUCACUGUGAAUAGUGAAUGUAAAGGAAGGAAAGGAAACAAAUACAAAGCUUGUUCUAUCACAGGUAUGAGCUGCUAUGAUGCAUGAAGAACAUUCCAUGAAGUAUGUUUUAAAAUCUUGUUAUAUCUGAGAGGCUUUAAAAGCCGAUUUAACUGUUUCAGGGCAACCGCGGUACAGACGUGGUCUCUGUGAGACUUCCACCUGACCCCAGUUUUAAGUGGUACGAAUGUUGUGCAUUUAAUGUUUAAAGGACAGUCUGCAAUAAUAAAGUAAGUGGCCAACGUGGGUGCCCAGCAGUGCUGAGACCUGGCUGCUAUAUUGUAAGCUUUGGAAAACACAAUUUAUGCAACAGAUGUCCAGAUAUGAUUCUAUUUAUGGAAAAAGUUUAUAUGUGUUUUACAAAUGGUUUUACCAUCU